AUGUUCAAGAAUACUUACCAGUCUGGCUUCCUCUCGGUGCUGUACUCAGUGGGCAGCAAGCCUCUGCAGAUCUGGGCCGAUCAAGUCAGGAAUGGUCACAUUAAGCGCCUUACCGAUGCCGACAUUCAGUCGAGUGUGUUGGAGAUUAUGGGCACCAACGUCGCUACCACCUUCAUUAGAUGCCCGGCUGAUCCGAAGAGAACUCUGGGAAUCAAACUGCCCUUCUUGGUGAUGAUAAUUAAAAACUUGAAGAAGUACUUCACCUUUGAAGUGGCCGUCCUGGACGAUAAGGGCAUCCGUCGGAGAUUCCGAGCCUCCAACUAUCAGAGGACCACUCGAGUGAAGCCCUUUAUCUGUACGAUGCCGAUGAGACUCGACGAGGGGUGGAAUCAGAUUCAAUUCAACCUCUCCGACUUUACCCGAAGAGCCUACGGAACCAAUUACAUCGAAACCCUGGCCAUCCAGCUCCACGCCAAUUGCCGAAUCAGGAGAGUGUACUUCUCGGAUCGUCUAUACAGCGAGGAGGAGCUGCCUCCGGAGUUCAAGCUCUUCCUGCCUGUCCAGAAGACGAUGCCCCACGCAGCUGCAGGCUCACCCCAAGCUGAACCCGUGGGUGCCCCUCCCCCGGCCCCACCCGCUGUAGCAGCACAAUAGACAAUCUUCUUGUAUAGUGGAAGUAGUCAGCAUGCGUCCACGGAACAUCGUACUGAUCGUGGACUAGAUGAUAACCGAUUGUUAGGU
Perkinsus marinus ATCC 50983 is the source of this 741-nucleotide messenger RNA. RefSeq lists its product as hypothetical. Gene Ontology annotation, biological process: regulation of cilium beat frequency involved in ciliary motility; cilium assembly; positive regulation of cell motility. Lineage: Eukaryota; Perkinsozoa; Perkinsida; Perkinsidae. Gene Ontology annotation, cellular component: motile cilium; ciliary basal body. The record is from RefSeq and is a predicted model, not a curated record. The transcript has 5 exons. The coding region runs from base 1 to 654 and encodes 217 amino acids.